This is a messenger RNA of Clarias gariepinus (North African catfish), 1809 nucleotides long. It is a transcript of the gene nono, whose product is annotated as non-POU domain containing, octamer-binding. Gene Ontology annotation, molecular function: RNA binding. Lineage: Eukaryota; Metazoa; Chordata; Actinopteri; Siluriformes; Clariidae. The transcript is spliced from 10 exons. Gene Ontology annotation, biological process: regulation of DNA-templated transcription. The record is from RefSeq and is a predicted model, not a curated record. Gene Ontology annotation, cellular component: nucleus. The coding region runs from base 88 to 1398 and encodes 436 amino acids.
CCUCGCUCCUCCUCUCGUGCUCUUUGUGGUCGAGGCUAGUUUUGUGCGCGCGGCCGGGUUUUAAAGGAAUAUCUACAGCCAGUGAAGAUGCAGGGAAACCGAGGAGGCCGUCCCGAUCAGCACAACCACGGCCCGGCGAGGCAGCAGCCGAACAUGCAGCACGACAGGAAGCCGCCGGGGACGGACAGCAACGGGCAGCACACGGACAGCGGCGAACAACCCAGCCCCAAUGCAGGUCUGACCAUCGACCUGACGAGCUUUAAGAAGCCCGGGGAAAAGACGUACACGCAGCGCAGCCGGCUGUUUGUGGGAAACCUCCCCGCCGGAACCUCCGAAGAAGAAGUGGAGAAGCUUUUUUCCAAAUAUGGCAAACCCUCCGAGAUCUUCAUCAACAAGGACAGAGGCUUUGGGUUCAUCCGCCUGGAAACCAAGACCCUCGCGGACAUCGCCAAAGCCGAGCUAGAUGACACAAUGUUCCGGGGCCGUCAGAUCCGUGUGCGUUUUGCCACCCACGGCGCCGCACUCUCAGUAAAGAACCUGCCCCAGUUCGUGUCCAAUGAGCUCCUGGAGGAGUCCUUCUCUAUGUUCGGCCCAAUCGAGCGCGCCAUCGUGAUCGUCGACGAUCGCGGCCGGCCCACAGGGAAGGGCAUCGUGGAGUUUGCAAACAAGCCGUCGGCCAGGAAAGCCCUGGACCGGUGCUCCGACGGCGCUUUCCUCCUCACCUCGUUUCCUCGGCCUGUGACGGUGGAGCCGAUGGAGCAGUUGGAUGAAGAUGAAGGACUUCCAGAGAGGAUCAUCAGCAAAAACCCACAAUACCACAAAGAGCGCGAGCAGCCCCCGCGCUUUGCCCAGCCCGGCUCGUUCGAGUACGAGUACGCCAUGCGCUGGAAGGGUCUGAUGGAGAUGGAGAAGCAGCAGUUCGAGCAGGUGGACAGGAACAUCAAGGAGGCGCAGGAGAAGCUGGAGCAGGAGAUGGAGGCGGCCAGACACGAGCACCAGGUCAUGCUAAUGAGGCAGGAUCUGUUGAGGAGGCAGGAGGAGCUGAGGCGUAUGGAGGAGGCGCACAACCAGGAGGUGCAGAAGAGGAAGCAGCUGGAGCUGCGUCAGGAGGAGGAGCGUCGCCGCAGAGACGAGGAGCUCAGGGCUCACACCGAGGAGCUGAUGAGGAGACAGCAAGGCGCCGGGGCGAACUUCGGCGAGAAGAGGGAGCAGGACAUGAGGAUGCACAUGGGAGGUCAAGGCCUUCCAAUGAACAGGACCUCAAUGGGGGGAAACCCCACACCAGGGGGAGCACCCAACAUGGCUGCCAAUGAGGGAGCUGGAGGAAACGCAGGUGGACUUCCUUUGCCGUUCCCGCGUCCUGGCCCGCCUGUCGAUUUCAAACGGCGCCGAUUCUGAGAGCCUGGGACACGCAUGAACAACUUUUUCUUUGUUUGUUUGGUUUUUUUUUGUUUAAUUUUUUUUUUGUUACACAUGCACAUACUGUACAAUAUUUUUAAGUCCAGACAAUGAAUUUAGUCUUUUCAUCACAUAGUCAUGUUUUAAAAAAACUGUGGAAAGUUUCUUUUAAGCUUAGAUGACAUCCUUAAUAUUUUCUUCUGAAGAUUGUGCCCUUUUGGGGUUUUGUAUAGAUCUUUUUUUUUUUUUUUUCAUAUUAAUGUGAUAAAUUCCUUCAUUCGUUAUUAUUUUUUUAUUCCAUAAUUUCACCCCCAUAAUGUUUUUUAUAUAGACAUAGUGAAUUCAGUUUUUUGUCUGAAGUACCUGCAUUUAUAAAAAUGGCUCACAAUAAAAAUUCGGGAUUCAGUGUUA